This is a messenger RNA of Schistosoma mattheei, 1953 nucleotides long. NCBI's taxonomy places the organism in Eukaryota, Metazoa, Platyhelminthes, Trematoda, Strigeidida, Schistosomatidae. The record is from the annotation of a GenBank genome assembly.
AUGUCGAAUACGCCCCAGAACAUAUAUGGUAUCAAUAAUUCAGCGGACGCUUACUAUGGGACACUUUUCUCGCACUUGUCUUAUGGAAUGGGUGAGGGCAAUGGAGUAAACUCAGCUACAACCCCAAAUGCAGAAAAUGCAGCUGCGGCGGCUGCCGCUGCAGCCUUAGCAGCAGUGGCGUCUGGAAGAAACGAUUGGUCUAAUACUGAUGGUUAUAACGCUGUUUCAAACAUGAUAAAUAAUAUGCGUACACAUCCAUCAUUGGCAGCUUGCUCAAAUUCUGGGGAUUUAUCCGAGUCUUGUAAUAUUCCAUCCAGUUCUUUAUCAUCACCUUAUGCUGCAACUUUGUUGGCUGCAGUUGCUGCAGCAGCAGCUGCAGCUUAUCCACUUCCUCAGGGUGCUGCAAAUGCCGUUUCUGGCCAAACAGGUCGGUCUUUCUUACCUAAUCCCUCAAUGAAUAAUAGAGCAGCUGAUUUCACAACAAUGUACUUUGGUUCUUCCACAAGACCAUCUGUUACUAAUGCUAACCAACUUAAUGGGCUUCUUGGUAACCUACCUAAUUGGCCUUUCACUGUUCCUCCAACUCACUAUCCAAACUCUUCAUUUAUAGACAGACCUACUGGUGCAGUCGUUCCUUUUGAGGGCUGGGCUUCAAAUGGUCAACAAUUAACACUGUCACCCUGUGGUGAAAAUGAUGCAAUCAGUCACUUUAGUCAAGGUCCAUCCGAAGCAAAUGUGUCAUCUAAAGACCCACAUACAUAUUAUACAUCAUCGAAUAUGGGAGAUACUGUUUUCGCGCCACCUGCAUCCUAUUCUCAGCAACAACAACAAUGUACUACUGAAGACCCUGGUGUUUCAUUCAUCUACCAUCAUCCGAAUUCAAAAGCUGCCUAUCCGUUUUCAUCUCAAGGACCUCAGUCACAUCUUGUAAAUGGAUUGCCUGGUAGUGCUGCUAAUAUGUUGGAUCCCUAUGCUUCAGUAAACCAGUGCCAAACAAUCUCACAACAUCUGAUCGAUGAAUUCGGUCGACUAAAUGUUGGAUGUGGUGUCGAAACAGCAACUUGUAGUGAUAAUGGGCUAAAUCAGUUGCAUGUCCCGUUUUAUGAAACCUCAGUUGUUGGGAACGGAAGUAAUGUUCAGUUACAUAAUACUUCAGUGACACAAUGGUCUCAUAUGAAAGAAAGUAACGGAAUUAGUAAUAGCAUGUGUUCUAUGGAUAAGUCCGAUAAUAUAUCCAGAUCACAAUCCAAUCCAAGUACUUAUCCAGCAAGCAGGUUAUCUACUUCAGCGAGUAACAGACCUGCACCAUCAGUUAUUGCUACAUCUGUCAAUAGUUCACCACGUACAAAAACUUGGGCUAAUAUAGCAGGACAACCACCCAAAGGGUCAGCUGCAGUUAUUCAAAACUCUGUAGGAUGGUCAGCGAAAAGAUCUCAUCCUCACAAUCCAACAGCUGUUAACAGGUCUUUCCAAACUUCUACUGGGAACUAUUCAGUUGGUAGGGUUAAUUCUUUGAUGGCAAAUGCUUCGUGUAAUAAUGGGCAUUUAACACAACAAGACAGAGUUAAUACUGCGGACCAGUCAGGAAAUGUUCGUUCUUUGGCGGAAUCUAAUUCCGAGCUAAAGAGUACUUCGAAUAAUGGUAACCAUGCUGCAGAUAAUUCAACAUCCCUACUAACCUCAGAUGGAUCUGCACAAGCUUUUCAACGUGAGUCGGAAGCGCUGCACCAACGUUUGGCUAAGACAAAUGAUAAUAAACCAGUAACUCACUCUCGCGACACUACAGAACUUCCUUUAGAACGAGGUAAACAAGUAAUGGAAGUACUUGCCACAUAUUCACAUACAUUGUCUAUUUUCGACGAUUUCUUUUAUUAUGAUCAACGAGAAAGACAAGAGGGUUUCGUCGUAAAGAAUUCAAUACGCGAAGAGGUUGAUUUGCGGACAAUAAAUUAG